GGGGUUUCCGGCGGGCCCCCGGCGGCUGAAAGCCGGGGCUCAGGUGCUGGCCCGGGUCGGGGUUUGUGUCCCGAUCCCGCCGAGGCGGCGACUUCAGCGGGGGGAAGGAGUUGUUGGAGGCGCUGGUUCGCCGCUGCUCGCUGCCUGGCAGCCUUAUCUUAGCUCAAGAUGAACUAUAUGCCCGGCACCGCCAGCCUCAUCGAGGACAUCGACAAAAAGCACUUGGUCCUGCUUCGAGAUGGAAGGACACUUAUAGGCUUUUUAAGAAGCAUCGAUCAGUUUGCUAACUUAGUGCUACAUCAGACUGUGGAGCGUAUUCAUGUGGGCAAAAAAUACGGUGAUAUUCCUCGAGGGAUUUUUGUGGUCAGAGGAGAGAAUGUGGUCCUUCUAGGAGAAAUAGACUUGGAAAAGGAAAGUGACACACCCCUGCAGCAAGUGUCCAUCGAAGAAAUCCUGGAAGAACAGAGGGUGGAACAGCAGACCAAGCUGGAAGCGGAGAAGCUCAAAGUGCAGGCUCUCAAGGACCGCGGCCUCUCCAUUCCCCGCGCAGACACUCUGGAUGAGUACUGAGUCUGCUGCUCAGAGGCUGUCCCUGAAGGAACGUGGCGCCUGGGUCACCCCGACAUUUGACCCGAGACUGUGGAGUUUUGAGAAGUCAUCUUGAUUUUUAAUUUUCACCUAGGCAACCAUGAAGAAGAAAUCAUUGGGUUUUUGUUUUGUUUUUUUAAAUAACAAAAUCAUUGUUUGAAGAGACAGUGGCAUGAACUUCUUUCACACGUCACUGUGGAGCCAGCGACGACUUCUUUAUAUUGCCCUUACCCCAAGUUAGACUUUCCAGGGGGCAUUCUUCAUGUACUUGUAAAUAAAGUACAGAUAUCAAA
Messenger RNA from Oryctolagus cuniculus (rabbit), 881 nucleotides. RefSeq names its product LSM1 homolog, mRNA degradation associated (gene LSM1). The record is from RefSeq and is a predicted model, not a curated record. Gene Ontology annotation, biological process: deadenylation-dependent decapping of nuclear-transcribed mRNA. Gene Ontology annotation, cellular component: Lsm1-7-Pat1 complex; P-body. Gene Ontology annotation, molecular function: mRNA binding. NCBI's taxonomy places the organism in Eukaryota, Metazoa, Chordata, Mammalia, Lagomorpha, Leporidae.